This is a messenger RNA of Notodromas monacha, 2279 nucleotides long. The record is from the annotation of a GenBank genome assembly. NCBI's taxonomy places the organism in Eukaryota, Metazoa, Arthropoda, Ostracoda, Podocopida, Cyprididae.
UUAUGCAGAUGAGGGAAGGAAAAUUAUCCAGUGGGCAUUGGUGAAAAAUCGCGUGAGUGUCGAUGUCGUCGGCGAUGGCAUACCGUCGCCUGGACACGGAUUGCCCGGCGACAGGAGUUGGUGGCGGCGGCGAGGACGGGUCCCGCAAUGUCCCAGGUGGUACGCCAGUCGACGCCUUGCUGAUGGACUUGAACCGGAAGAGAGAUUUUAAAUUUAUUGCCACCGUGGCCCGAUUGGUACUCUAUUUCCUCCGCACGUUUUGGACAGCGUGUUCGACGUGCGUUUUUGUCCUGGUUGCGCUGUACUGGAUGUACGGAGGAUUGGUGACACUGGGCAUGUGUUUUCUCGGCAUUUUAGGAAUGGUAUACCAAGUCGGAGACUACUUCCUCUACUUCCCGAACCAGCCUUCUGAUUCGAGGGUAUUUGUGGCCCUUCCGUCCAUUUAUCAGUUGCCGUUUGAACUGGUGAACUUCAAAAGUGUUGACAAAACAAAACUUUGUGCGUACCUCAUCAAACAGCCCGACUCGAUAUCUGCUCCCACAGUCCUAUAUUUUCAUGGAAACGCUGGCAACAUUGGACACAGGUUGCAAGAUGCUUCCAAUAUGUUUACCAAGAUGCGGUGCAAUGUAUUUCUUUUGGAAUACCGAGGCUAUGGGAAGUCUGAUGGAAAGCCUUCUGAGUCUGGGCUAUACAUGGACGCCCAAGCCGCUUUGGAUCAUUUGAUUUCUUUGCCGAGCUUGGAUCACAAUAAAAUAUUCGUCUUUGGGCGAUCUUUGGGGGGCGCUGUCGCAGUAGAUUUAUGCAUAAAAAAAGCGAAUGCAGGGAAAAUUGCUGGUGUGAUAAUCGAAAACUCGUUUACAAGCAUUCGAGAGAUGGCAUUCAUCCUCAUGCCGUUCAAAGCGGUGAAAUACAUUCCCAGGAUACUUUAUAAGAGUAAAUUUGACAGUUCGUCAAAAGUAAGAAACCUGCGGCUGCCGUGUUUGUUCUUGUCGGGCAGUGCAGACUGUUUGGUGCCCCCUAAAAUGCUACAAGAUCUGUAUACGUCGUGUGGUUCAGCCGAGAAGUCUUUGAUUGUGUUCCCGAAUGGAGGGCAUAACGAUACCUGGACGUGUCCUGGGUAUUACGAUUCCAUUGCGGAUUUUAUGCAGAAGACGCUAUUGUCCAAAGAAACGUCCGGAAACGGAGAAGUCCCUUCUGGGGAAGAUUACAAUGGAUCUGUUACCUUUUUCUCGACGAUGACAUAUGGUUGCUUUUCGAAAUCAAGCAGAGACAAGAAACUGUACUGUUUGGCGGACGAGACGGAACGAGUGGGAAUCUGCGUAGAAAAUGCGAGCAACUCCUUCCUGUGCCUUUCAAAUACUCAGUUCAUCGAAAACCGGGUUUACGAGGAAGACCCGUCUACUUUUGCCGUGCCAGUUAUCGACAAGACGGCGAAGGAGAAAAAGGCGUCGAUGUCGCUUCAGGUAAAAUACGCAGAAGCUGUGAAAUACGGGAUGGAGGCGUUAAACACGGCCUUCGAGCGGGUCGAGAUUAUCCGACAUCCGGAUGGAGUCGCAGAUGGAACACAUCGAACUUCCGUGAUUUUGGAGCCAAAAGACCGUUUCUCGAAUCGCCGUCUGCCCUACAUUAUUGGGUCCCGGCAGUACCUGGAAGACGAUAACGUUGGCCUGCUGCCCAAAACCUCAUCCGACGUCGCUAGUACGUCGCAACCGCAAGCGACGAGCGUUGUACCCAUUAGCGUAGCGCAACCUGUGAUAACUGGGGGUGCCCCACCACCGCCGCCGCCUCCUCCUCCUCCGCCGCCGCCUCCGCUGAUAGUGCCAAAGAAUGAAGGGUCAAUGAGUGGAUUGGCAGCAUUGGUGGCCGAAAUCGACGCUCCUGUGUUGAGGGCAGAAGCAAAAGAAGACUUGUUAUUUGGUGAGUCCGAGGAAGAUGACGACGAUGAUCUAUUUACAAAUGCGUCGUCGAAGAAUCUUCCUGUGGAACAAAAGCCUAAGAGCGAGGUAUUUGAGUCUCGAGAACACGACGAGGAAGAGACGGUAGUGCGACAACCGGCGGAUUUUGCGUCGGAAUUGGCUGCCAAGUUGUCUGCGCGUGCCAAUAAUAAUCCAGCUGAAAUUGGAGAUCGCAAUCGGCAAACAGUGAAUGUUGGAGCGAGAGUGAAGUCCCAAGCGGUGACGGAAAUCUCUUCUGUUGCGAAGCAGAAAGCUCAGCAGCAGGACGAUCGACCGGCGAUCAAACCACGAACCAACGGUGUGUGUGUGGGAAAUUCUUGGCUU